AUGGAAAUUACAUUUACCAAAAGACAGUGUUUUCAAUGUUUUUUUCCUCAGGAAAAAGCUGUGUCAGAGAAGAAAGAAGAUAACAUUCCUCUUAAGGCAAGGAUAUCUAACCAAAUUGAGAAGAAAGAAGUAGAAACAUUUUAUGCUGCUUUCCUUGUCUGGACAAUAAUCAUGUUGAUAAUGUCAUAUUAUCGCCUGCCUUCAGUGCACUUACCAUUGCUGUUUAUCAUCUUUCCACUGAUAAUACAAGUGGUUAUAUGGGACAAUGUAUUAACUGCAAAGACAAGUCAUGAAAAUAUUGGAGCAUUUUUGUUCAUGUGUCUCUUAGCUACAGUGAUACCUAUUCCAUUCUGUAUGUUUUUGACAUUUGCUAUGUUUGAUGUCUUUGUGCCUAUUAUGGGUUGA
This is a messenger RNA of Pocillopora meandrina, 405 nucleotides long. The record is from the annotation of a GenBank genome assembly. NCBI's taxonomy places the organism in Eukaryota, Metazoa, Cnidaria, Anthozoa, Scleractinia, Pocilloporidae.